AUGAUGCGCAACGCUGCUGUCGUUGGCUUCGCCUCUGCCGCCAUGGCCGCUGUCGCUCCUGCGUACGGCGCCACUCCUCCUACCUACGUUGCCCCACCGGUCUACCACCCUGUUGUCAACACCACCAGCAGCGUGCCAACUUACCACUCGAGCUCUACUCCUGUCGCUCCUGUCUAUGGAUCUUCCAGCAGCGCUUCUCACAGCGCUCCUGUCUAUGGAAGCUCUACCGUAUCCCACCCGGCGCCUGUGUACACACACCCUGCGCCUGUGUACAGCACUCACGCACCUGUGUACUCUCACCCAGUGUACUCCACGAAGAACGCUACCAUCCCGGUUUACCACCCAACAACCAAGGCCUCUACCGUCAUCACCACAUACUGCCCUGAGCCCACUACUCUCACAUACGGAUACCAGACUGUGACCGUCACCAAGCCCCAGACCGUUACUGUUACCUGCCCCAUCGAGACCACAACUGUCCCAGUGUACCACCCUACCACUGUUGUCGAGACUACUACUUACACUUCCGAGUGCCCCGUCACAGUGACUACGGCUUCUGGCUACCCAGUCAUCUCCACCACCGUCUCCACCCUGACAUCCGUCAAGACGAAGACAAUUCAAACCCCUAUGACCUAUGUUUUGACCAAGACCCUCCCUGUCGCUCCCGAGACGACCAAGGUUGUCACCUCCGUUGUUCCUUGCCACGAGUGCGAGGCCUCUACCUCAAUUAUGACUAUUACGGAGUCUCACCCAGCUGUUACCGUUCCAGUCACCACCACUGAGGUCUCCACCAGCAUGACGGUUUCCACAUACAUUCCUGGACCAACCCCUCCAGUCUACGUCUCUGUCUCUCACCCCGCGCCACCUGCGCCAAUUGAGAGCGCGCCAGCUUACACACCUGUCUCCCCCAUCUCUCCUCCUCAGUACAGCGCCCCACCGGCUGCCAACACCACCGUCCCAUCUCCCACUUACUCCGCACCACCUCAGUACACCGGUGCGGCCUCGGCCGUCUCCGCUGCCGGCCUCAUGGCUGUUGUCGGUGCCUUUGYCGCCUUUGCUCUUUAA
Ramularia collo-cygni is the source of this 1062-nucleotide messenger RNA. RefSeq lists its product as uncharacterized. NCBI's taxonomy places the organism in Eukaryota, Fungi, Ascomycota, Dothideomycetes, Mycosphaerellales, Mycosphaerellaceae. The record is from RefSeq and is a predicted model, not a curated record. The coding region runs from base 1 to 1062 and encodes 353 amino acids. The transcript is spliced from 2 exons.